Messenger RNA from Triticum dicoccoides, 2667 nucleotides. RefSeq names its product zinc finger protein 8-like. Gene Ontology annotation, biological process: response to gibberellin; trichome morphogenesis; trichome differentiation. The coding region runs from base 329 to 1177 and encodes 282 amino acids. The record is from RefSeq and is a predicted model, not a curated record. Gene Ontology annotation, molecular function: DNA-binding transcription factor activity. The transcript has a single exon. Lineage: Eukaryota; Viridiplantae; Streptophyta; Magnoliopsida; Poales; Poaceae.
CAUUCGCCUCAGCAAGCAUGCGAUGCGAAACCUAUCGCUUCUAUACAUUUGGCACUCCUCCUUUGAGCGACAUGAACACCAGACCUUCUUCUUGCCCUUUCUAUUCCUAAUACCUUCUCUCUCCUUGGCUCUCUUCUCAUGCCCCGGCCGGCCCCCUCCUUAACUCCAUGAUAUUCAGGGCCGGGGUUCCUCUUCCUCCCAACAGCUACUCACUGUUGCUGCCGCUAGACUAGCAGCUGAGCCUGAGACAUUGUGCUGUACUUCACAAAGAGCUGCUAGAUAGCCUAGGAAAUUCUGUGCCUUUCUCAAUCCACCUGGUUCUGGUUGCAUGGGUGGCGGUGGAGGCGGAGGCGGUGAAGGUGGUGUCGGUGGUGGCGCUGCGACCGUGCGGGAGCCUCAUGACUUUGGCAACGUUGCGUCCUUCUCCGAGUUGCCAUUCCUGCGCUCCGGCGCUCCUCCGCGAGAAAGCCCCAACUCUGGCAUUCGUCUCUUCGGCAUUGACGUCCCGCAUGCAUCGCCUGAGGGAAGAAUUAAAGAAGCCACCGCUGCCAGCAGCGCGACCCCUUCUGCCACCACGCAGAGCAGCAGUGGAGCUGCCAUCACCGCUGCAAGCGCCGCCCCGGACAGCAACCGCAAGUUCGAGUGCCACUACUGCUGCAGGCAUUUCCCGACGUCACAGGCGCUUGGCGGCCACCAGAACGCGCACAAGCGCGAGCGGCAGCACGCGAAGCGGGUGCAGAUGCAGUCAGCGAUGGCCGCAGCGGCAGCGGCUGCUGGCAGCGCGCACCACCACCACCACCUCCUUGGCUACCCGCAGCACCGCUUCGGUGCGACAUUCUACCCGUCAUGGACCACGGUGAGUGGCGGUAUCUCCUAUGGCCAGCAGUUCUACAGAGGGAUCGGGUCGGUCGGUCAGCCAAUCAACGGGAACCCUCUGCCUGAGGCGCAGUGGAGGAGGCCGCUGGCUGCGCAUGGCAACAUGGGCAUGCCGUUGGCUGGAGAGCGGCGGCCGGUCACGCUGCACAUGUUCGGAGAAGAGCAGAGAGCUUCCCCUUCUCUUGGGGCGGCCUCCCCCUCCUCUUCCUCUUUACUGCUCUCCCCGCAAGGUCAGUCUGCUUGCGAGCAGCCAGCCACCACCGCAGCACCCGAGGGUGUGAGCUUAGAUUUGCAUCUAUAAGUGCCUUCUCCGUUGUUUUUAGUAGAUUAUUAUUACUCCGAGAACUGAUUUCCCAAUCUUUUCCUUUGGUUGAAACUACCCUUUUACUGCAUUCGGAUCGUACCUGGCUGAUAUUACCUUUUUCCACUCGCGGCUCGUGACACGUGAGUAAUAUGUCCAUCCAUGAAAGCUUUGAUCCUGCUAUUUGCAUGCACAUAAAGAACAUUAUGGGUUGUAUGAUUAGGGUUUACCUUUUUGAUUUAUAACUUUCAUGCAGCAAGACAACUUUAUACUCAAUUGCAAAUUCUAUGAAACACUUUCAGUUCAGUUAAGCUGAGUUACACACUAAAACUGUAGGAUAUAUACAUGUGAUUAAUUUUAGGAUUCAGAUACACAUUUUUAUUUCUCGCAAUUUAGAUAACAAACAGUACAAAUUAUUAGGCAUAAAGAAGUGAUGAACAGCUUUUUUGUGUUUCUGAGUAACAAUAUAAAUUUGAAGAGACUGAUGAAUAAAACAGAUUGUAGUCUAGCAUCCAUUUAUAGGAAGGUUAUCUUCAUUUUGGUGGGAGUUUACCUUUUCAUUUUUAAUAUAUAUUGAGAUAAUGGCCAGUCAUCAAUUAGCUGCCACAGGUCUGUAUGAACCUGCAGCUUAAUUAAGCAAAUAUACAUGUGAACGCAUAUAAAGUUCUGAAAGAAUACACACACAAAUGCAAAUGUUAAAAUAUUUUGAGCCCCACCAGGGGUUUAACCAGUACAUACGUUCAUAUAUAUGUGAGAAACUGCCGCUGCAACUUGGAUGCCCAAUAUAAAGGCUGUAGCUUUAUAGCGGUAGAUUCAGCUUUCUGGUGUUGAUUCAAGAUAGUUUGCACGUACUAAAAAUAUAUAUAUUAUAUGAUUCCAUUACAGUUGACUUCUUAAAGUUGACUAGGUAUUUACAGUGCUGACCCUAUCUCUCUAUCUAGAAAGCUAAGCUAUAUAUACAGGUUUAAACAAUGUACUAUUCCUAAGAAAAAGGGUCGAUGUCUCGUGUGGUCUUUUAAUAUGUGCCUACUUUUGAGUGAACUAUAUUAUAUUUAAAAAAGACCAGUAAAGUGCAUGCAGAGAUAUAUGCAAGAGAAAGAUAGGCGAGGGAAAGUACAGGUAUGAGAAGGGGGAGCAGGAAGGAUAAGGAGUUCAGAGUUCAGACAGACCAGGCACAUGAGAAAUCACAGCUCAAAAUGAUGAGUAUAUUCCCUGAGUCAGAAAGCUAGCCACCCAUAAUUAUUUCCCAACACCCAUCUAAGAUGUUAGUACUGCUAGCAAUACGAAAGCAACGAUACAUGGAUCUUGUCCUAGGGUUUCGCCCUUAUUAAGGUAUGAGAUUUGAGAUGUCAGGCUCAUAUCUUAUGUAAAUGUCUACUGAUCAGACUAGGCAGUGGGUGCUACUCUUGUGAGAUUGUCCAAACUGAAAGAAGGUCAUUAUCUUUUUUUGAGAGAGAAAAGAAGGUCAUUAGCCGGCUGUACAGAGAUUA